Molecule: messenger RNA, 2391 nt
Organism: Geosmithia morbida
Lineage: Eukaryota; Fungi; Ascomycota; Sordariomycetes; Hypocreales; Bionectriaceae
Product: actin-related protein 9
Exons: 1
Coding region: 1-2391 (796 amino acids)
Source: RefSeq, a predicted model, not a curated record
AUGUCGCUGACCAAAUGGCGCGAAGAGCAGGUGCUCAUCAUCUGCCCCGGCAGCCAGACGACCAUGGCGCAGCUGGGGUGUAACGAGCUGACGCCGCCGGCUCGGCGGUUCCCCACGCGCAUGUUCCCCGACACAGAGGAUGACUCGGACAACGAGAAUGAGACGACCAAGACGGUGUUAACGACGACGACGACGACGACGACGGCGAAGACAUGGCGACCGUACCACACAUUCAAACGCACGAGGAUUGUCGACGGCAAGGCCGAGGAUGAGUGGGUGGAGGACGUGGACUCGGACGAGGGGGCCGUGUACCCGCUCCGAGGCGGGCGCAUCGUCAACAUGGCGGCCUUCCUGGCCUUCCUAGACCACGUGCACACGGUCUUGACGGCGACGUACCACAACACGCCCGUCAUGCUCAUGGCGUCGCCGCAGUGGACGCGCCCGGACUGCGAGGCCAUAGCGCAGUACGUGUUCGAGCGCACGCGCACGCCCGCCCUGUGCCUCAUCCACAGCGCCAUCGCCACGCAGUACGGCCUCAAGGUGCCCAACAUGACCGUCGUGGACAUUGGCUACGAGAAGGUGGACGUCACGGCCAUCUAUGACGGUCGAGUCGUCAACAAUGUCCACGUCGGAGCCGGCAACUUCUCAUCUUCUUCUUCCUCUUCUGAUCAGGAGGAUGAGGAGGAUGCCACCAUCAGCGGAGGCCGCGUCUUCACCCGUCGCCUCCACAACCUCCUCCGCUCCAGCGGCUUCACCGCAGAUAUGGCCGAGCAGCUCAAGCGCUCGCCCAUCUGCGAGGUCCUCCCCUACGCCCCGUCGCACAAGUUGCUCAUGGAGCUCCCGGCCGAGGACACAGUCGGCACGAUGGAGUCGGCCAAGACGGAGGAGGCUGCCGCCGCCGCCGCCGCCGUCAGUGCCGGGCCGGAGGUCACCGCCGCUCCUGCCAACCCCGCUGCUGCCGAUGAGCAGAAUGGAGUCUCUGCUGCCAACGGUAGCGCUGCUGCUGCUGCUGCUGUUGGUGAUGGUGGUGAUGGUGGUAUUGAGACGGUCGAGAACGAUGAGGGCGUCCUGGAUGUCGCCAGCAUCGUCACCAGCGGCCAGACAAAGGAGUUCCUCGCAAAGAGGGAGAAGGAGAAGGCCGCGGAGAAGAAGGCCGGCGGCGAGUCGGUCGCUUCAAAGGCCGCCAGACUGCCAAACUCUAAGAGGACGCAUAACUCAUUCUCCUACGAGGAGAUCGUGCAGGAGGAGGUGCCCAAGGCCGUGGUUGUGCCAGUUGUCGUCACCGCCACCGCCACGGCUGAAGAACCGGCGCCGACGACGGCGGGAGACAAGCAGUCCAAGCUCGAGGGCAAGCCUGAAGAGGGCAGCGGCGCCGAGCCCAAGCCUAGCCCGACAGAAGGGCAGACCGAGGAGCAGAAGAAGAAGGAUCAGGAAGGGGUGGGGGAGGGAGAGGAUACCGAUGCUGGCGCUGGUGCCGAUACCAAACGCCCGGCAGAAGGGGAGGUACCGACGGCAGCAGCACCAGAAGCGACGUCUGAUGUCCCCACAGAGACGCGUCCCAAGCGUGUCCGUCGCGACAUCGAGGUUGGCCCGGAACGCUUCGCCUUCGCCGACCGCCAGGAGAUUGACCGCAUCGUCGGGGCAAUCUACCACGCCAUCCAGGGCAUAGACGACAUGUACAUGCGCCCCUCCUGCUGGGAGAACCUGGUCUUCGUCGGCAACGGCGCCCGCCUGCGCGGCCUGAGGGAGAACAUACUCCAGACCCUCAACGCCCGACACCUGGUGUCCCCCUCCACCGCCACAAUCUUCACCUCGGAGCUGCCGUCCAACGUCGCCACCCCGACCGGCACCGGCUCCCAGACCCCUACGACCGGCACCGCCGUCGCCCCCGGCGGUCCCAACCCUCUCCUCCAGGCGGCCACCACGGCCAACGCAGCCGCCGCCUCCACCGCCGUCGCCGUCAACGCGGCCGGCAGCGAGAAUGGGGCUUCCGCCGCCGCCGCCGCACCCGUCGCCACCCACCACUUCCACAGCCAGACUCCGACCGCCAUCAAGACCGUCGCCCUGCCUACCUAUCUGCAAGAGUGGUCCAAGAAUGGCUUCGAGGAGGCCAUGUUCCUCGGCGCACAGGUCGCCUCCCGCAUCGUUUUCUGCCUGCACUCCAAUAUGGAUGCUCAGAGUGUCGAGGCUCAGAGGAUGGCUAGCCUGAGUCGCGUCGAUUACAAGUAUGCCCUUUCUUCACCACCCUUGUUUGUUUCUCUUUACCUUGCGCCGGAUGCCGCGUCACAGACGCCCCUCUACAAGAAAUAUUAUACUGACUCUUUCUUUCUUUUUUUCUUCUCUAGUGAGCUCGGCCCCAAGGGUAUUAGGAACCACUCUAUGCUAGGGUAG